Anarrhichthys ocellatus (wolf-eel) is the source of this 3476-nucleotide messenger RNA. RefSeq names its product gamma-glutamyl carboxylase (gene ggcx). Gene Ontology annotation, molecular function: gamma-glutamyl carboxylase activity; vitamin binding. The transcript is spliced from 15 exons. Gene Ontology annotation, biological process: peptidyl-glutamic acid carboxylation. NCBI's taxonomy places the organism in Eukaryota, Metazoa, Chordata, Actinopteri, Perciformes, Anarhichadidae. Bases 183 to 2483 code for a protein of 766 amino acids. The record is from RefSeq and is a predicted model, not a curated record.
AUCCACCUCCUCUCUCUCCCUCCCUACCCUGUCUCGCCCGUGUGUGUGUGGGGGACUGUGACACGUAACUUUGUCCCUUUCAUAGACGUGUGCAGUAAACGUCCACCUGGGUCCAGGAGACAGGGCUAUCUUAAAACCCAUGUCCCAGAUCAAAACCCGUUUAUUUCUGAACAUUUUGUAGCAUGGAGGCGAGAGACACAACUGCAGGUGCUCUUGUGAGCAGUGAUGGAGAGGAGCAGACUGCAAAGAAGGAUACAGCUCCAAAAAACGAUACACCACAGAUCAAAAGCAAGAUGGAGAAGAUCUUUGGGUUCAGGAAGGAGGACCUGACCUCCUGGCACAGCCUGGUGACCCUCCUGAACCGCCCCACUGACCCUGCAUCCCUUGGCAUCUUCCGCUGCUUGUUUGGUCUGCUCAUGGUUAUCGACAUCACGCAGGAACGUGGCCUCAGUCACCUGGACUUUAAAUACAUGGAUGGUGCCCCUGUGUGCCGCUUUCCCCUCUUCAAUGUCUUGCAGCCACUGCCGCUGGAUUGGAUGUAUCUGGUGUAUGUGGUGAUGUUCUUGGGUGCUUUGGGCAUCAUGCUUGGCUGUUUCUACCGUCUCUCCUGCCUCAUGUUCAUCUCAACGUACUGGUACGUCUUCUUUCUGGACAAAACGGCGUGGAACAAUCACUCGUACUUGUACGGCCUCAUCGGGUUUCAGCUCACAUUUAUGGACGCCAAUAGAUACUGGUCAAUCGAUGGAUUGCGGAGGCCUUCUAUAAGAAAUGCUCACGUGCCUCUAUGGAAUUACACCUUGUUGAGGACACAGAUAUUUAUUGUAUACUUCCUCGCUGGAAUCAAAAAGUUGGAUGCAGAUUGGGUGGAGGGAUACUCGAUGUCAUACCUGGCUCAUCAUUGGCUGUUUGAUCCUUUCAAAGUGAUUCUCCCUGUGGAGUUAGUUAACCUGCUAGUGGUGCACGGAGGUGGUCUUUUUCUGGAUCUGACAGCCGGCUACCUGCUGUUUUUUGAUGCCACACGACCGUAUGCAUUUUUCUUUGUCUCCUACUUCCACUGUAUGAACUCUCAGCUCUUCAGCAUCGGGAUGUUUUCCUACACAAUGCUGGCCACCAGUCCCCUCUUCUGCUACACCGACUGGCCAAGAAGAUUCUUCGCCCGUUUCCCAGCAUUCCUCAGGGCAAUCCUGCCAAUCACCUCACCGGACCCUCAGCCCAGUACUUCCUGUGUUUACAAUUCGACCCAAAGCACCAGCACCGAUCCCCAGGAGACCCCGCCGGUCGCCAAAGCUCCCAAACUGAGAUUAAAGCACAAGCUGGCAGCCAUCUUUACUAUUCUCUACAUAACUGAACAGCUCUUCCUGCCUUACUCCCACUUCAUCACACAGGGUUACAACAACUGGACCAACGGCUUGUACGGCUACUCAUGGGACAUGAUGGUUCACUCCCGCAGCCAUCAGCAUGUUAAGAUCACCUACAAAGAUGGAAAAACUGGAGACACUGGAUAUCUGAACCCCGGGGUGUUCACACAAAGCCGUCGCUGGAAAGACCACGGAGACAUGCUGAAGCAGUAUGCCACGUGCCUCAAUCACUUCCUGCCCCGCUAUAAUAUCUCUGAUCCUGAAAUCUACUUCGACAUCUGGGUGUCCAUCAACGAACGCUUCCAGCAAAGGAUCUUUGAUCCCCGCGUGGACUUCGUGAAGGCAAAUUGGUCACCUUUCCGACCAAGCACAUGGCUGAUGCCUCUACUGGUGGACCUCUCACCGUGGAGGACCAAGUUUCAGGAGAUUGAGGGCAGUUUGGACAAUCAGACUGAGAUUGUCUUCAUCGCUGACUUCCCAGGUCUCCACUUGGAAAACUUUGUAAGUGAAGAUCUGGGCAACACCAGCAUCAGUGUUUUGCAGGGCAAAGUGAAUGUUGAGAUCGUGGAGGAGAAGAAGAACUACACUCUCCAGCCCGGUGAGCAGAUCAAGGUACCGGCUGGAGCUUACCACAAGGUGUACACAGUGUCUGAAGACCCAUCAUGCUAUAUGUACAUCUACGUGAACACCACAGAGGCGGCGCUGCAGGAGAACUUCACCAAGCUGUAUGAGCUUCAGGAGCGUGUUCGCAACGGGACAGAAACCGAACCUCUUCCUCCUGAGCUGCAGCCUCUUAUCGCUGCAGACGGGGAUGAAGGGUCGGAGGUCAAUGUGACUGACCCGAUUGUGCAGCUGUUCCUGAAGAGACAACGGCGCAUGAAGGAGGUGAAGAAGCGCAGGGAGGCCGGUGCAGUGGAGCGACUGGAGCGCUUUGCAGUGAAGAAGUACUACACGAUACGGAGGGGAUUCUUGAUGACAGCCAUCGCUAUGAGAAACCUGGCGGUUGGUCUCCCUCCUCUCGAACAGCUGACAAGAGAAGUUGCCUUCGCCAACAUGAAAGAACCUCAGGCAGACGCCAACCAGGACGAACGGCUGAAAGACGAAGUCGAUCACGGAGAACUUUGAAUCUGUCGUAGGGACCAAAGAUGAUGCGUUGACUUGCUGGAUCACACGUUCCAAACAGAUGUGUGUGUGUUGUUACUACUGGACUGUUACUGGGACAGAAAUCAAAGGAUUUUUAUUUUAAAUUUUCUAUGCCUCUGAAAUAUUCUGCCUCUCAGAUUAUUUCCAAAUGUUAAGCCAGUAUUUUGUGAUAGCAUUUCUUUGUGAACCUGGGUGGGUGACUUGACCAAAAAUACAUUCACAACAUAUUGAAAAUGAUAUGAUGAUUAUGUGAUCUGCUGGAGGAUGGUAAUUUAAAUACUCUAAACUAUUCAUUCUGCUUUGUUUUGAAUGAAAACAAACAUGUUUCUGUACGGUUUUGAGUUUUAAGGGGACAAAUCUUGGCGAACAUACUGACAUAAACAGGUUGGUCAAUAAACUGUUGGUUUAUUGUCCAGCACGAAUGUCAAAGAUUCUGUCCCGACUCAUAACAAGCACAUUAAAAAAUACAAAGAAGGAUAUGUUGAGAUUUACUGUUUUGAGGGAAUAUACUUCUCUGAUCUUUUAUGCGAACCCCUUUAAUGUGAUAAAAACUGACUGAAAUACAGAACAAUUGUUAGCAUGUCAACUGACGGCCUUUUCUAGUGACUUUUCUAAUAAAAGCUUGUGUCAAUUCAGUUAUUUGAAUUAAAAUUCUGACAAAAGAAGUUAGUGGCAAUGAUGAAUUUUAUUGGUGUCAGUAUUUAACAUUUCGCCCAUCUUAAAGUGCUACAGUUGAAUUCCAGUGUUCACUGUAGGUUGACGUUAUGGCACAUAAAUGACACUUUUCACAUGUUCAAGAGCACAAACAGUACAAUGUUGAAAAAUAUAAAUAAAUAUAAAUCUAUGAGAUGGAUCCCCUAGGAAGUGAUUUACUCUGUUAAAACAUAAACUCAUGAUCUGUUUAGUUGAGGUUAAUUGCUCAGGAUUCAUUUGAUUCAGUAUAAAUAUGUAGUUGUCACCACUGGAGGUUCAGUC